AGAAGUGAUGCCGCCUCUGAUGGAGGAGGAGACGCCGGACUAAAAGCAGGGGCUGGCCUUGACGUCAAUGCCCAGGCUUCUCUCGCACGUGGGUGGAGGAGAUAUACGAGAAGGCUCGCGGCUCUGACUCACACCGACAGACACCGCGGACUCCUCGUGGUUGAGCCCGGCCGGCGUCACAGAGAGCGCACGGAGAGAGACCGGCAGGAGCGGGAAGCUUUGUGUGACUUCCGAGUGAGUGACGAAGAAAUUCAGCCAACGAUGUCGGCGUUGAAGAAGAGAAACUCGAAUUCCUCGGCGGACAGGGAUGAGGACAAGCAGGUCACGGAGAGGAUGCUGUCCCCGGGCGAGGAGAAGGGGGACCAGGGAGGAGACCCCGACAACGCCGCAGGAGGAGGAGGAGGAGGAGGAGAGGGGGUCGCCCUGAAGAAGACCAUCACCCUGUACAACGGCGUGGCCCUCAUCGUGGGCACCAUCAUCGGCUCGGGCAUCUUCGUCACGCCGUCCGGCGUGGUGAAGGAGGCCGGCUCGGUGGGUCUCUCCCUGGUGGUGUGGACGGUGUGCGGCGUGUUCUCCACGGUGGGGGCCCUCUGCUACGCGGAGCUGGGGACCACCAUCACCAAGUCCGGCGGGGACUACGCCUACAUCUUGGAGGUGUACGGCCCCCUGCUGGCUUUCCUCAAACUCUGGAUCGAGUUGCUCAUCAUCCGGCCGUCCUCGCAGUACAUCGUCGCCUACGUGUUCGCCACCUACCUCCUCAAGCCCCUGUUCCCCGUGUGCCCGGUGCCGGAGGAAGGGGCCAAGCUCGUGGCGUGCCUCUGCAUCCUCCUGCUGACCUUUGUGAACUGCUACAGCGUGAAGGCGGCCACCAGGGUGCAGGACAUCUUCGCCGCGGCCAAGCUCCUGGCUCUUGGGAUAAUCAUCAUCAUUGGCUUCGUCAAGAUCGGCCAAGGUGGCGUAGACCGCCUUCUUCCAGAGAAUUCAUUCGAGGGGUCCAAGUACGAGUUUGGCAGCAUUGGACUGGCGCUCUACAGCGGCCUGUUUGCUUACGGCGGCUGGAACUACUUGAAUUUGGUCACCGAGGAGAUGAUUGAGCCUUUCAAAAACCUUCCCCGCGCCAUCAUCAUCUCCCUGCCCAUAGUGACGGUCGUCUACGUUCUGACCAACCUGGCCUACUUCACCACCCUCUCUCCCGAGCAGAUGCUCAACUCGGAGGCCGUGGCGGUGGAUUUUGGUAACCAGCACCUGGGUCCGAUGGCGUGGAUCAUCCCUGUGUUUGUAGGCCUGUCCUGCUUCGGAUCGGUCAACGGCUCUCUGUUCACAUCAUCCAGGUUGUUCUUCGUGGGUUCCCGGGAGGGUCACCUGCCCAGUCUGCUGUCAAUGAUCCACCCCACCCUGCUGACCCCGCUGCCCUCGCUUAUAUUCACCUGCCUGAUGACGCUGCUCUACGCCUUCUCCAACGACAUCUUCUCCGUCAUCAACUUCUUCAGCUUCUUUAACUGGCUCUGCAUCGCCUUGGCGAUCGUCGGGAUGAUGUGGCUCCGCUACAAGAGGCCAGAGAUGGAGCGACCGAUCAAGGUGAAUAUUCUGCUGCCGGUGAGCUUCGUGCUCGCCUGCCUCUUCCUCAUCGUCGUCUCCAUCUGGAAGACCCCGAAGGAGUGUGCGAUCGGCUUCGGCAUCAUCGCGACAGGAAUUCCCGUCUACUUCAUCGGUGUGCGGUGGCAGAACAAACCCAAGUGGAUGCUGCAUGGAAUCUGCUCGACCACGGCCUUGUGUCAGAAGAUGAUGGAGGUGGUGCCGCAGGCGACCUAAAAGGCCUUUACAGUUAAUCGGGCUGCACAAACGGUGACCUCUGGGUUCUGACGUUACAGCUGAUGAAGCUUGACCUCCGUUGACCCCCCACCCCCCACCUCUGUCCCCCUCUCUCUCCCAGUCUGCAGGGUGCCGAUAAGGACGAAGACUGAAACAUGCCGGCGUCUGAAGCCGCCCUAAGCGCUCUUCAGGCGCUUUUCUUUUGGUUCUUAUGGACUAUUUUUAUAGUCACUAACCAACCCUUGUAGGUUGUACUACCUUUUUUUUUUUUUUUGUAUGCUGCAUUUCAAUGAACUGUUAUUUGAAUUUUUAUUUUUUAUGUUACUGUUGUUUCUUCUGGCUGUUCGUGUUCAAAAUAUCCUCCAGUUGUAUUUAGCAAGUGUAACCGUCGGCAGUAGUCGUUGGUGUUUUUUUUUUUGUAUUUAACUAUUUUUUUUAAUAUUAAUCUCCUGGUAGCCAACUUUUUCUUUUUACGCAAAAACACGAGAUUGAUUUAGUCAGAUGUCCAGGAAGCGCUGGAAGCCUUUGGUCCCGCGGCCGUUACAAUUCUUCAGCGCUCCUCGAGGAAAGUCUCGUGCUCUCUGUCGUCUGUCGGUCGCUGUAAAUGCCCGGGACCGCCUGCCGUUUGCUUUCCUCACCCGGCGGGGUUUUAAAGUCGACGAUGCUGCUGCAGGGAAAGAGUGAGGUGGAUUGAAGACCUUGGUGUGUGUGUGUGUGUGUGUGUGUGUGUGUGUGUGUGUAUGUGUGUGUGAGUGAGUGAGAGAGAGAGAGAUGCUCUUUUUGUUUUCUAUCUCCCAGAGAAAAGACAACAUUUUCUGGGUCAGCGAUCUCCUUUUCCCUUUCGGGGAUCAAUAUCUUGCUCGCAGAGCGCCAUUAAAACUGUCAUUACACUGUGGGACAGUGUUUCGGACUCCUCACUGUAAUAAAGCCAUGUUCAAGCAGAGCUGCAGACAGAGGCUCGAUGCUCUUUGCGUUUUUUACAUCUUCUGUAAGAUGACGUACUGAGAGAGCACAUUGUGAGAUCAGUGUGAACAUUUGUUGGUGUUGUUUUUGUUUUUUCAUCCAUUCCUUCCUCCAAUUUUUCUUUUUACCUUUCCAGACACACACUCAACGAUAGUUUAAAAAAAGAAAGAAGUUAGUGCUGUUUUAUUAACGUUGACAAUCCUCCUGACAACGGCCCGAGACGGCGGCUUUAGUUGUUGCCGUAGAGACGGCUGCGGGAGGGGUUAAUAUGUGUUUGAGGUAGAACCUUUCUAACACUCUUGCUAACACUCCAGCCAUCGCACAACGCAGAUGGGUAAACUAACCCGAAUAGGUCUGUAGAAAGUUUAUUUAUUUAUUUGUAGGUUAUUGUUUGUUAUUAUUCCCUCUAAUUUUGAUUACAGGGCAUUUCAUGGAAAGUGCUUCAAAAAUAAAUGUUGAGGUAUUUUUCCACUUUUUGUGUUUUUGUUUUGGUCUCAUUUGUCUUUUUUUUUUAUUUUAUUUUUUUAAUUCAAUUUAUUAUUCUAAAUACCAACAAAAAAAUACACAACGUGGUGAUGAUUUUGACUUUUAUUUUCUCUAAUACAUUACACAUGAAAUGAGUGUGAAUAGUAAAAAGAAAACACAUAAAAGUCCA
Cyclopterus lumpus (lumpfish) is the source of this 3430-nucleotide messenger RNA. RefSeq names its product solute carrier family 7 member 5 (gene slc7a5). Gene Ontology annotation, cellular component: membrane. The record is from RefSeq and is a predicted model, not a curated record. The coding region runs from base 262 to 1812 and encodes 516 amino acids. Gene Ontology annotation, molecular function: neutral L-amino acid transmembrane transporter activity; L-amino acid transmembrane transporter activity. The transcript is spliced from 10 exons. Lineage: Eukaryota; Metazoa; Chordata; Actinopteri; Perciformes; Cyclopteridae. Gene Ontology annotation, biological process: neutral amino acid transport; amino acid transmembrane transport.